AUGAGUUGGAAGCACCCUCAGAAGGGCGUUAUUGAUCUUAAUGUUGAUGAAAGUGUUUUGGAGGGGUCUCCUCGUGGGGGCUUUGGAGGGAUCUACAGAGAUCAUAGGGGUUUAUUCCCGAGGGGCUUAUGUGGAAAUGUCGGGAGCUCAAAUAUGGUUUUUGUGGAAUUGGUAGCCUUGUGGAGAAGACUAUGGUUGUGUUGGGAUGAGGGGUAUAAAGAGUUAAUUUGCUAUACGGAUUUAAGUUUAGUGGUGCAAUUGGUCCUAGGGGUGUUGGAUUAUCACCAUGCUUACAACAAUGAGAUCAUGCAAACGAAGGAGCUUCUUGGGUGA
This is a messenger RNA of Glycine soja, 333 nucleotides long. RefSeq lists its product as uncharacterized. The record is from RefSeq and is a predicted model, not a curated record. Gene Ontology annotation, molecular function: RNA-DNA hybrid ribonuclease activity; nucleic acid binding. The transcript has a single exon. Lineage: Eukaryota; Viridiplantae; Streptophyta; Magnoliopsida; Fabales; Fabaceae. The coding region runs from base 1 to 333 and encodes 110 amino acids.